UCACGUGAUCGCGCGGGGCACGUGGCCCGGCUGCCAAAAUGGCCGCGCCCACCCGGCUGCGGCGCUGCCUCCUCCCGCUGCUGCUGGGAAUGGGAAUGGCAGCGGCCGCCGGCACCCCCGGCACCCCCGGCACCGGCGACUGCGGCUGCAGCGCCAGCCGGGCCGCCGGGGACGCGCGGGAGGCGGCGGCGUGGCGCUACUCGGCGGCGGCGUGGCGCUACUCGGCGGCGGCGGCGGGCAACGAGCGGAGCGCUGGGAGCGGGCCGAUGGUGCCCAUCCCGGGGGGCACGUUCACCAUGGGCACGCGGGAGCCGGGGAUCCCGCAGGACGGGGAGGGCCCUGCCCGCAGCGUGCGCCUCCGCGCCUUCCUCAUGGACCAGUACGAGGUCAGCAACCGCCACUUCCAGAGCUUCGUCACCGCCACCGGAUACGUCACCGAGGCAGAGAAAUUUGGCGACUCCUUUGUGUUUGAGGGGAUGCUGAGUGAGGCAGUGAAGGCUGACAUCCACCAAGCAGUGGCAGCUGCUCCCUGGUGGCUGCCUGUGAAAGGAGCCAGCUGGAAGCACCCCGAGGGCCCUGGCUCCAGCAUCUCCAGCAGGAUGGACCAUCCCGUGGUGCACGUUUCCUGGAACGACGCCGUGGCCUUCUGCGCGUGGGCGGGGAAGCGCUUACCCACCGAGGCCGAGUGGGAGUACGGCUGUCGGGGGGGCCUGGAAAACAGGCUCUUCCCAUGGGGCAACAAAUUGCAGCCCAAAGGACAACACUAUGCCAACAUCUGGCAGGGAGAAUUCCCCACCAAUAACACUGCAGAGGAUGGGUACAAGGGGACUGCACCUGUCUCUGCCUUUCCCCCCAAUGGGUUCGGCCUCUACAACAUGGUGGGGAACGCCUGGGAGUGGACGUCUGACUGGUGGGCUGUGCACCACUCCCCACAGGACCUGCACAACCCUAAUGGGCCGUCCUCGGGCACGGACAGAGUGAAGAAGGGUGGAUCCUACAUGUGCCAUAAGGGGUCUCAUGGAAUUUAUGAAGAGCAACACCUGAUGUUCCUAAGGACCUCUUUUUGCUUAGCUUGGAAUUAAAACAAUCCUACUGCUACAGGUACCGCUGUGCAGCCCGGAGCCAGAACACCCCCGACAGCUCCGCGUCCAACCUGGGCUUCCGCUGCGCCGCCGACGCCGCGCCGGGGCCGCGCUGACACCGCGCUGACACCGCGCUGACACCGCGCUGACACCGCGCUCCCGGGGCUCAGGAGGGGCUGCAGCCACCCCAGGGACAGGGAAUGUCAGCAGCCUCCCUUGCUGAUGGCACAGAAUGGAAAAACCUUGCUGGAAGUUCCUGCUGAGGGGAGAAAAACCAGCACGGCUCGGCAGCGCUGAGAACCUUCGUGUUCAUGAGCAACCUGGGCUGGGUUGAGAUCCUGACCAGUUGGAAUCAACUGGAACAAAACUGAGCAGAAACAGGCCAAUGAUGUUUGCAAAGGUUACUUAAUCCCAGAAUUACUUAGGCUGGAAAAGACCUCCAGAAUUGUUGAGUCCAACCCCUGACUGAUCAUCACCCUGUCAACUACAGCAGCUCCUCUUUAGAUAAGAUCUUUAUUAAUUUUAUUUAUGUAGAGCUUCUACACUCAAAUGCAAUAAGCAAAGACUAUAAACUUCUAGACAGCUUUAAAAGAAUUUCUAGGCAGCUUUGAGAGAGAAUGAAGGAGUCAGGGAUGAGGGCUGGGAACUGACAGCUCUCCCCACAGGCAGCUUGUCCUUUGUUACAUUCCACUUGCAGUGAAAAUCAUGUCCAGAAAUGGCUUCUUCUGGGAAAUAUUUGCUGAUCUUUAGGAAGUGCCUUCUGCAGCUGAGGGUGAUGGUCCUCAGGCUGAUGAUGAUUAGAAAUCUUGUACAUAUUUGAAUAAAAUGUCAAGAAUUUGUUUAUGCCAAAGACUUUUAUUGAUGGAAAAACACAAUUUCCUUUGCAUUUCUUGGAUGCGAUGUAAGCUUAUUUUAAGGACUUGGAAAAUGCAAAACUGGCCUCAUUAGAAACUGAAGCUAAUGAAUGAUUCCACUUGAAUAAAAGUCAUGGAAGUGAUGGCAGAUGGAACUGUGAGCCCUAAGGCCUAAUAGGGUGAAUUUCUAAACUGUUAUGUUGGAAACAAAAUUCCUCACUGAGAAGGAGAGGAAUUUUAGCAAGUAAGAAGGGAAAUGGGAGUAAUUGAAAGCAACCUUGUUUGGGGAUCUGAAUGUAACUGUGGAUUAUGAAAAGCCUCGGCAGUGAGGCUGUCCCUGCCAGUGCUGUCUUUGCUGUAGAAAGUUUGGUUUAAUGCAAAUCCAUCACCUGCCAGCUCCUUCUGCACUGGUUUCAUGUUGAAAGAAUGACCAAGAAGAAGGCCUGGGCAGCCCUUCACCAAACACCAGCCUCCAGUGGGGCCCAG
Molecule: messenger RNA, 2422 nt
Organism: Prinia subflava (tawny-flanked prinia)
Lineage: Eukaryota; Metazoa; Chordata; Aves; Passeriformes; Cisticolidae
Gene: SUMF1
Product: sulfatase modifying factor 1
Exons: 10
Coding region: 39-1082 (347 amino acids)
Cellular component (GO): endoplasmic reticulum
Source: RefSeq, a predicted model, not a curated record